Rotaria sp. Silwood2 is the source of this 1314-nucleotide messenger RNA. The record is from the annotation of a GenBank genome assembly. NCBI's taxonomy places the organism in Eukaryota, Metazoa, Rotifera, Eurotatoria, Philodinida, Philodinidae.
AUGGAAUCGUCCUGUCAUAUAGAUGUUUUACGUGGACGAUGUCAAGAACUUCCAGAAACUCGGUCAAAAAUUGUACGUGUCUUUGUUAGUUCAACAUUUUCAGAUACACUUAGCGAACGAGAUUCAUUAAUCGAUAAUGUUUUCCCUAAAUUGAAAGACUAUUGUCGUGAAAAAUACGGUCUCGAAUUUCAAUAUUCGGAUAUGCGAUGGGGAAUUCAAAAUGAAUCAGCCGAUAACCAUAGCGAAGUUGAAACUUGUCUAAAUGAAAUAAAAUUAUGUAAAAAAUAUUCGGUGGCUACCAAUUUUGUGGUUCUAUUAAGUCAUCGUUAUGGUUCACGACCAACACCAGCUACUAUUCAUGCAUCACUAUUUGAACAAUUGCACCAAAUUAUUCGUUCGGACUCGAAUCUAAACGAACAUGCUGAAUUACUUUCUCAAUGGUAUCAACAAGAUACGAAUUGUAUACCGGCUGCUUAUGUACUUCGUUCCAUUUCAUCGAUGUUACCAAAUAUCAAGUCUGAAGAUAUACAAGAGAUGAAAGAAGCAUCAAAACAAUGGACACAAAUUAAUGAUCGUAUUCGAACUUGUUUGCGACAAGCAGCAGCUAAGUGUUUGGAACAAGGUCAAAUUAGUGCAAGUGAAUAUGAUGAUUUUUUCAUAUCAGGUAGAGUCUAUUUGAACAUUCAAUAUUUUUGCAUGACUUUUCAUUCUAUAUCAACAAUCAUAGUCACAGAAAAAGAAAUAGUCAAAGGUAUUCUAUCAGUAUCAGAUGCUAAUCAACGCACAUUGUGUUUUUUACGCGAAAUUGAUGAUAUUUAUGAUCAUCUAUCGGAUAAUAAAGUAUCAAAAUUUAUUGAUUUACAUUAUUCAAAUGAUGGAAAACCUAUUAUCGAUCAUGAAGCUGAACAAUUACUCAAUCGUUUGAAAUAUACACGUAUUCCGAAUGCAUUACAAUCGAACAAUAUCUAUUCCUAUAAAGUACAUUGGAAACCAGAUGGUAUCAAUCGACGUGAUCAUAUCGAAUACAUAGCUCAAUUUAAUGAUGAUUUCUAUAAUGCAAUAAAACAACAAAUUGAUUGCUGUGUCAAAUCUCGUAUUAUGAUUGUUUCAGAUCCAUUACAACAUGAAAUAUUAGAACAUGCUAUACAAUGCAAAACAUACGUAGCUAAAUUUCAUGGACGAGCUGAUGUUCUAGAUAAACUAGAAAAAUAUAUCAAAAAUGAUAAAGAAAAUCGACCAUGUGUUGUUUAUGGAGCAUCUGGUUGUGGUAAAACAAGUGUACUUGCUAAAGCUGCGACCGAAGUAUGUAUAUAA